Molecule: messenger RNA, 774 nt
Organism: Dovyalis caffra
Lineage: Eukaryota; Viridiplantae; Streptophyta; Magnoliopsida; Malpighiales; Salicaceae
Source: the annotation of a GenBank genome assembly
AUGCAUGUGCAUACAGUGGCAUUUGUCGUGGGUAUAACUAGCCAAGUCAAACCCAAAUAUUACUUCAUCCUUCGAAUGAAGAACUUUCUUACAACGGCACGUUACUGUGACCUCUCUCCUAUAAAAGCAGACCCAAGCCCUCACGAACAAUCACAAAACACUGGCAUCCUCACUACUUUCGAAAUCCGAAACCAAUGCCCUUACGCCGUUUGGGCUGCAGCUGUUCCUGGUGGUGGCCAAGGACUCGACCGGGGCCAAUCAUGGACCAUUGACGUGAAUGCCGGGACAAAAGGUGCCCGUAUUUGGGCACGGACCAACUGCAAUUUUGAUGGGGCUGGGCGAGGGAGGUGUGAGACGGGUGAUUGCAAUGGGCUCUUACAAUGCCAAGCCUACGGUCAACCCCCUAACACACUGGCUGAAUAUGCCUUAAACCAAUUCAACAACUUAGACUUCUUUGACAUCUCUCUUGUUGAUGGCUUUAAUGUUCCUAUGGACUUUAGUCCAGUAUCAGGCAACUGCCGUGGAAUUAGGUGCGCAGCUGAUAUCAAUGGACAGUGCCCAAAUCCGCUCAGGGCACCGGGAGGCUGCAACAAUCCGUGCACUGUUUUUAAGACUGACGAAUACUGUUGCAAUUCUGGGAAUUGUGGCCCAACAGAUUACUCAAGGUUUUUCCAGCAGGGGUGCCCUGAUGCUUACAGUUAUCCCAAAGAUGACCAAACAAGCACCUUCACUUGUCCUGGUGGGACUAAUUAUAGGGUCACAUUCUGCCCUUGA